GUUAGCGCUAUGUACCUCAGAGGGUGUAUGGGGGCCACGCGUGUGCCGCAGCCGCGAUAAUGUCCCAACUUUGAGCGUUGCUACGCAGCUACCGACCACCGUGAUGACACCCCGAUUCCUCGUCCAUAUUCUCAGAGCAUUUCGCAAAUGGCUUUUACGGCUUUCUCGCCGUUCUGCGAGUUCAUUAUCUAUUUUCUUGGUCUUUCUCUGUCGAUUUACUACGUGCCGUUUAAAGCCCGGAAUUAGGAGGCCGACCACCCAACCUCAUAUUUCCCGGGGGGCUAUCCCGCGACCUCUCGCAAUGGACAUCGUCGAAGAGGGUCCAUACACUUGUUCCAGUCUUUUGCCUCCUUGUGAAAUACAGGAAGUUGCAAGAGAGCCACCAUCUGCUUCAAAUUUCCCUUACGAAACAAGUUCUCGACCCUCAAGACAGAUAGUACGAGAGAAUACGUCAAUGUCUUUGCCAGAUGCAACGAGUUUGAUUCUGAGUAUGGGAGAGAGUCCGACGAAAUACGCAACUUACACGAAACGAGUUCGUUCUCGCCGGGUCACGAUCUAUAAUUCCGUCGGAGAUCUCCACCGUAGACCUACGGACCCUGUCGAUGUUCCCUUAGAUGUGUUCAACCGCGCUACACCAGUAUCUGAUCCGGUUAUAAGCUGUCACAACGUUGCUUCGCCCUACAGUCACGAGCAAUUGGGUCCAGAGCAACCGGGUUCAGGGCAAUCAGGCCCAGAUGCCAUCUUGCCAAUAGGCCUCCUGGUUGCAGAGGAAGUCAGGCGCCAUGAAAGGUAUACACCAAGGAGUUCUUUACCGUCCGAAAUCGUAGUCCCUGCCAUGACAGUGAAAUUUCCCAUGCACGACGCGGUUGUACCACCAGGAUGGACUACGCUCGUGCACCCGCAAGGUUCUCGCUACUUUGUGAACGUAGAAAGACGAACAUUCACACAAAUGAAUAUUUGCGACAAAGCGAUAUACAGUGACAUCAGACAUUUCAUGGAUAACUUGCUGCAUUCACUCUGUAAUGAAAAUGCCUCUUCUGGUUGGACGAGUACCCUACCAAGGAUAUUCUCUCAGAAUGUAAUGGCGUGGAAAAUCUUUCACACAUACGUGCGCAGUUCGUGGUUCUUAGUACUUGUUCCUGAUUUUGACAAUUCGUCUUGGUUUUUGAACUCAGGGCUUGCCAUCCAAGCACAAUAUUGGAAACAUUGCGAUUACUUCCCUUGCCUGUGCCCAAUUACAGCAAACCUUGUUGAUGAGGUGAAGGAUAUGUUGAUAUAUGCUGAAUGCGACCACCUAACCUCCCGCCACUCUACUGCACCAUUCGAUGUUAUCGAAACCAGAGACUAUAUCUCUCUCAUAGAUAAAAUCAAAGUCCAUCCCCCUGAGGACCAGAGCAUGGAGCGAUGUCACGCUGCCAUUGUUAUUGGCCGGAUCAUGUACGCAUUCAGUCGCAAUCACUUUAUCAACUCUCAUGGGGAGAACUGUGUGAGACUGGCAUUUGAACAAACAGUCCAUCCAUACACACCAUCGUUGUUGAUAGUUACUAUCGCACCCUUUUUGUUUUUGGAUCCUAUGGCUCUAGUCCGAGAACUGCACACGAUAUUUGUCGACAACACGCCUUCCUCAGAUCGGUGGAAUGCAUUCAAUUUAAACCUGAAUGGUCAGCUUCAGGACUCCACUCUUUUGGCCACUGUCUUACUCAAUGCCAAUGUUGGGUUUCUCGCUAUCAACAGCGUUGAUGUGGGCGGUAGAUCCCCCAUUCAGGUGGCAAGUUACAUGUCUCUUGUGUCAAGCUUGGGAAGCCAAUUGGGCACGGUCCUCCAAACGGAAGUUUUUCUAUCAGGACUCGGCGACAAAGAACGCAGACUUGAAAGGCUGGCCAUAAUUUACAGCCUCCCGAAAACGUUGCUCAUGUGGGGCAUGAUCUUCUUCUUUGCGGCAUUUUCCCUCCAUUGGUGGACACCCGGAGAUCAAACUACCAGAGCCGUUGUUGGUUCUGUGAUAACGGUCGCACUUGCAAUGAUCUUGUACGGCAUCGUUCGGGCCAAGUAUGGAGGAGAUCGCUGGUGGCGAAUGCCAAUAGUGCUACUUGCAAGAAUUGGCCUGAAACUACCAACUCAUCUGGCUGACGCUGGCAAGCGAAUCAUGGUGUUCAUCUGGAUGAGCAAAGCUCGGUUUGUCCAAGAUCCCCCUCGAUCAGAGACUGAAGGAGUUGUUCUGGCUCCACCGAGUAGUCCUGCAUGCCGCUCUCAAACAAACGCCGAGGCAAGUAUUUUGGGGCGCGGCGCAUCCUAUCCAACAACUCCACCUAGUUUCCAAACCAGACUACCCAGCCCGGAGAAUCAUGAACACCACCCAAACUCUUCUAUUCUCUCAACUCCAUCCCAACCCACCGCUUCUGUGGAUCUACAUCUACAACCGCAUGACGGCAUUCCCAUGCUUCCACAAUCAGAUCCGCACAUCAGCCCUGGCGGUUUACCAGGCGUUGGCUCAUUGCAGCAGAUUCGAGAGUUCCAGAUUAUAUUCCGGUCUACUGCAGAGGCUCGCUAUGAACCUGAUACUGCACCCUUAGGCGUGCCUGGUUUUUGUUGCACUGAAGGAAUGGAGGUUAUGGACUGCACCGCGAAUGUGGUCGAGGAGCCAGAGGAAUUGGAACACCCUCAACCUUCAUCAAGCUAGUCCGGUGCACCUGACUUUGAGGACGGGCACAAUAAGGAGUGCAAGACUAGGAGAAAUGGCUCAUUAUACGAUGAAGACUAGUACUGCCGGGGUGAGCACUAGCGCACUGCUGACCGAUAAGUAUUACCAGUCGGAAGUGUACCAUAGUAAAAAAGUGUCCUUAGAAUUCGGCUUUUGUUACCGACGCUGAACGUCCUGCAACUUGACUACGGAGUAUUCGACGCAUGAUCCCAACUCGCAAAAUACAAGUACACGUAUCACACAUUCAAUAUAUGAUGG
Messenger RNA from Suillus bovinus, 2959 nucleotides. RefSeq lists its product as uncharacterized. Lineage: Eukaryota; Fungi; Basidiomycota; Agaricomycetes; Boletales; Suillaceae. Bases 104 to 2680 code for a protein of 858 amino acids. The transcript has 14 exons. The record is from RefSeq and is a predicted model, not a curated record.